Arctia plantaginis is the source of this 1296-nucleotide messenger RNA. NCBI's taxonomy places the organism in Eukaryota, Metazoa, Arthropoda, Insecta, Lepidoptera, Erebidae. The record is from the annotation of a GenBank genome assembly.
AUGUCGUGCGGUGUUCCGCAGGGGUCGGUGUUAGGGCCACUCUUGUGGAACAUCGGCUACGACUGGGUGCUUCGUGGUGCCUUCUUGGAUGGUGUCGCCGUCGUGUGCUACGCGGACGACACACUCGUGACGGCGCGCGGCAAGACGCACCACGAGGCAACCCUGAGGGCCACGGCCGGGGUUGCCCAAGUCGUUGAGCGUAUCCGGCGGCUGGGUCUCGAGGUGGCUCUGCACAAGUCCGAGGCCCUGUUCUUCCACGGGCUUCGGAGGAAGCCGCCUGAGGGAUCUAGCCUCACGGUAGGAGGCACUCGCAUCGGCAUCGAGCCCUCGAUCAGGUAUCUGGGGCUCGUACUCGAUGGCCGAUGGGACUUCGGAUAUCAUUUCCGAGGUCUGGUCCCUAAGUUGGUUGGGGCAGCGCGUGCGUUGGCGCGGCUGCUGCCCAACAUGAAGGGACCCAAUGACUCCUGCAGGAGACUCUACUCGGGGGUUGUGCGGUCCAUGGCCCUUUACGGGUGCCCGGUAUGGGCGGGGGCCCUGAAGGCCAGCAACGUCGCGAUACUGCGACGACCGCAGCGAAUGCUGGCCAUCAGGAUCAUAAUGGGGUACCGCACGAUCUCCUUUGAGGCAGCGAGUCUCCUGGCCGGAACUCCACCGUGGGACCUGGAGGCGAGAGCCCUUGCGGCACUGUAUCAGUGGCGCAAGGAGGCGCAGGAGUUGGGUCGAUGCCCCGAGACUCGAGAAAUCGAGGACCGGAAAUCCCAACUCCGCCAGGUCAUCAUAGGGGAGUGGAGGGAACGACUCGGGCAACCGAGCGCCGGGCACGCCGUCAUUGCGGCGGUAAGACCCGUUAUGGAGGAUUGGCUCGAGAGGCGUCACGGGACCCUCUCAUACCGAUUGACGCAGGUGAUCACUGGGAAGGGAUGUUUCGGAGAUCACCUGUGUCUGAUCCGCAAGGAGCCAACGCCUGAGUGCCACCACUGCGAUGGCCAGACCGUGGACACGGCUCUCCACACGCUGGCAGAGUGCCCGGCGUGGGUUGAGCAGAGGCGAGACCUCGUGGCGGCCAUCGGAGUGGGAGUUCUCUCGCUCGAUAGCCUGAUUGCGGCUAUCGUGCGGAGCGAGAGUGCGUGGAACUCUGCCGUCUCCUUCUGCGAGCAAGUUAUGCUCGCGAAGGAGACGGCGGAGCGGGACCGGGAGAGGUUUAGAACUCUCCCGGCCCGCCAGGCCCGGGCACGGGCCAGGCAGCGCAGGCGACUCAGGCGCCGGAGGUCGCAGAACGACCUCCGUCCUCCAUAA